GGCCCGUGCGUUUUAGUAACACAGCUCGGCAUUUACAACAUCCUUUUCAAAAAAUUUUCUCAAACUGCACUGUUACGAAGUUUGGAGUUGAAAGUUCAAGAAAGAGAAAAUGUUGCAAGCAUUCUCCAUCCUGAAGAGUUCCGUGACUUCGCACCGCCGGUCGACCGAGUCGUAUGUCUUCUACCUCCACUACCGCGUCACGUUCCUGCUGCUCAUGUUCGCCUGUCUCCUCAUCUCCUCGAGGCAGUUCGUCGGGGACAAGAUCAAGUGCCUGUCGGGGCAUCACGGAGACAUCAGCGUUGGCCUGCUGGAUGCCUACUGCUGGGCUGCUUCCACCUACUCCGUCAGUUCGGCUUACCUCAAAGAAGCAGGCGUCGAGGUACCCCACCCAGGAGUUGGAGGAUCAGAAAGUUCCACUGAAUACACCUUCAGAAAUUAUUACCAAUACAUCCAUAUAGUACUCUUCUUCCAAGCUUUAUUUUUCUACCUUCCUCACCUAAUAUGGAAAUCUACAGAUAAUAUCUAUACGAACACUCUGUAUUCUUCCAUUCAAGCUUGCAAAGAAGAAAACAAUAAACCAGACAAGAUAAAAGAGCCCUCAUUUGAAAUCGCGGCGUCAUUCAUAGAAGAAAGAUGGGGGACUCAUUUAUUUUAUGGACUUCAGUACAUCUUUUGCGAGCUACUGUCCAUUGCCAACCUCAUUGUUCAGUCUUUACUCCUCAACAUCUUUUUCAACGGCGAAUUCUUAGACUUGGGAUAUUUCUACAUUUCCCACUAUAACGCUGAUAGAUUAAAGGAUCCGAUACGCCUGUUCCCACUCGUGACCAAUUGCUAUUUCAAGAAAUUUGGGGCUUCUGGAUUCGUGGAUACUGUGGAUGCGCUUUGUGUUCUACCAGUUAAUGCUCUGAAUGUGAAGAUCUAUCUCUUCAUGUGGGCGUGGUUUGCUUUCUUGUUUGGGUUGUCAAUUUGUAAUCUCAUUCAUUUUUCUUUGGCAUGGUUUGUCCCGAAGUAUAGAGUACUGCCUCUAAAAUUGAAAUCCUUUUUUUGCAAAAAACGAAUGGAUCAGGAUUCGUAUAUCCGUGUUCUAACACUCGGAGACUUUGGCGAUUGGUUUGUCCUCUCUUGUGUCAAGAAUAACAUGGAUCCUUUGGAUUUUUCUCGAUUGACGGAGAGCAUUCAUUAUAAAUUAUCAAAUUUGGGAAAUGAAACAAAGGAACCCUAACUGCGCUGUCAAAAAGAGUAUGAUAAAUUAAUUUCCAUUUCUCAGACAUAUUGACAUUUCAAAUUAAAUGGUAUGCUAAUGUAUAUGUCAUUGUAAAAGACCGAUAUCUGAAAAAUGUCUAUAUUUGCUGGUGAAUAUAUAAUAGCCCACACAUAACAUUUGUCAUCCCUAAAUGUAACGAAAGUAUUUGUUAAAUAUCGUUAUUUCUCACUUAAACCAAUAAAUGUCGAUAUUUAACAUACUGAAUACUGAAUUAAAAUGUUUUUGUUUCGCUAAUAUAAAACUGCACUUUUAAAUUCAGACUUCAAUAUUAAAACAAAUUACGAUAUAUAUCAAAAUGGGAAAAGUCUUAAGCAACAGCACGUGUUAAUAAACUGUUGAAAUGAAUCACUUGUAAAUAAAUUGAACAUUAUGUUCUAAAUGAGAAAGGAAAAUAAUACGAAUAAUAAGCAUACAUAAAAUUCAUGUUAUUAAAUUUUACAGUCUUAUUUAUUGCAAAACUGAAACUGCUAUAUUCGUC
Messenger RNA from Argiope bruennichi, 1742 nucleotides. RefSeq names its product innexin shaking-B-like. Gene Ontology annotation, cellular component: plasma membrane; gap junction. Gene Ontology annotation, molecular function: gap junction channel activity. The transcript has 3 exons. Lineage: Eukaryota; Metazoa; Arthropoda; Arachnida; Araneae; Araneidae. The record is from RefSeq and is a predicted model, not a curated record. The coding region runs from base 110 to 1222 and encodes 370 amino acids.